UCUGAUUCGCCCCCGCCGGGACGCGCCGAGCGGCUGCAACGACGGCCAUGGGAGCGAGAGCGGCGGCGGCGGCGGCCGUGGCGGUGGCCGCGGUGUUGGCGGCCUGCGGCGGCCGCGCGGAGAUUUGCAGAAGCAUGGACAUCCGCAACAACCUGACCCGGCUGAGCUUGCUGGAGAACUGCACGGUGAUUGAGGGCCACUUGCAAAUACUGCUGAUGUUUAAAACCAAGCCUGAAGAUUUCCGCGAGCUCAGCUUCCCCAAACUGACUAUGAUUACAGACUACUUGCUUCUGUUCCGUGUAUAUGGCCUGGAGAGCUUAAAGGGGCUCUUCCCCAACCUCACGGUGAUCCGAGGAACCCAUCUGUUCUUCAACUACGCGCUGGUCAUCUUUGAGAUGGUUCACCUGAAGGAGAUCGGCCUCUACAACCUGAUGAACAUCACGCGCGGCGCCGUGCGCAUCGAGAAGAACAACGAGCUGUGCUACCUGUCCACCAUCGACUGGUCGAGGAUUCUGGACUCCGUCGAGGACAACUACAUCAUCGCCAACAAGGACGACAAGGAGGAGUGCGGAGAUGUGUGUCCAGGAACCGUGAAAGGGAAAAGCAACUGCCCGCCCACCGUCAUCAACGGCAUCUUCAUCGAGCGCUGCUGGACCCACGACCGCUGCCAGCGAGUUUGCCCACCUGCCUGCAAGUCCCAGGGCUGCACGUCGGACGGGCAGUGCUGCCACAGCGAGUGCCUCGGGGACUGCACGGAGCCCAACAACGCGGAGCGGUGCGUGGCGUGCCGCAACUUCUACCUGGACGGGACGUGCGUGGAGACGUGCCCACCCGGGCACUACCGCUUCGAGGGCUGGCGCUGCGUCACCUUCAGCUUCUGCCAGGAGCUGCACAACAAGUGCAAGAGCGCCCGCGAGUCGGGCUGCCACGUCAUCCACAACAACGAGUGCGUCCACGAGUGCCCGUCGGGGUACAUCAUGAACUCCAGCAACUUGCACUGCACUCCUUGUGCAGGGCCCUGUCCAAAGGUUUGUGACUAUGGGAAAGAGAAGACUAUUGAUUCGGUGACGUCGGCACAGGAGCUCCGUGGCUGCACAGUUGUUAAUGGAAGCUUGGUUAUAAAUAUCCGUGGAGGAAAUAACAUAGCAGCUGAGCUAGAAGCGAAUCUUGGCUUGAUAGAAGAAAUCUCAGGUUACCUAAAAAUCCGCCGGUCUUAUGCCUUGGUUUCUCUUUCUUUUUUUCGUAAACUACAUCUGAUUAGAGGAGAAACACUGGAAGCUGGAAAUUAUUCAUUCUACGCCUUGGACAACCAGAAUCUUCGCCAGCUCUGGGACUGGAGUAAACACAACCUCACGAUAGCACGAGGCAAACUCUUCUUCCAUUAUAAUCCCAAACUGUGUUUGUCAGAAAUACACAAGAUGGAGGAGAUCUCUGGAACUAAGGGGCGUCAGGAGAGGAACGACAUAGCCCUGAAGACAAACGGUGACCAAGCUUCAUGUGAAAACGAAUUGCUGAAGUUCUCUUCCAUCAGAACAUCUCACGACAAGAUCCUGUUGAAGUGGGAGCCAUAUUGGCCUCCUGAUUUCCGUGACCUCCUGGGAUUUAUGCUCUUUUACAAAGAGGCUCCGUACCAAAACGUGACGGAGUUUGAUGGGCAGGAUGCCUGCGGCUCCAACAGCUGGACAGUGGUGGAUGUGGACCCGCCGCCGCGCUCCAACGAGCCCAAAGCCCAGGCCCAGCCAGGCUGGCUGCUGCGGGGCCUGAAGCCAUGGACACAGUAUGCUGUGUUUGUUAAAACUCUGGUCACCUUCUCAGAUGAACGAAGGACGUACGGUGCGAAGAGUGAGAUCAUCUACGUCCAGACCAACGCUACAGUUCCGUCAGUCCCAUUAGAUCCAAUUUCUGUUUCCAACUCUUCAUCCCAAAUCAUCCUGAAGUGGAAGCCGCCCUCAGAGCCCAAUGGCAACAUCACGCACUACCUGGUGUUCUGGCAGCAGCAGGCAGAAGACAGUGAGCUUUAUGAACUCGAUUACUGCUUGAAGGGAUUAAAACUGCCCUCAAGGACGUGGUCUCCUCCUUUUGAAUCUGAAGACCCUCAGAAGUACAACCAAAGCGAAAGUGAGGAUGUCAGUGGAGAAUGUUGUUCCUGCCCGAAAACCGACUCUCAGAUCCAGAAGGAGCUGGAGGAGUCUGCGUUCCGCAAGACCUUUGAGAACUACCUUCACAACGAGGUGUUCGUCCCCAGGCCAUCGAGGAAGAGAAGAGACCUGGGCUCCAUUGCAAAUGCCACCGUGGUGAUCCCCACCAUCCCGUCCUCUCCAAACUCUUCUGCAGCAGCAUCUGAGAGCGCAGAGGAACAGAAACCUUUUGAAAAGGUGAAGUUCAAGGAGUCCCUGGUGAUCUCCGGGCUGCGGCACUUCACGGGGUAUCGCAUUGAGCUCCAUGCCUGUAACCACGAUGCUCAGGAGUCCCGGUGCAGCGUUGCAGCUUAUGUCAGUGCCAGGACCAUGCCAGAAGCUAAGGCAGAUGACAUCGUUGGUCCAGUCACCCAUGAACUGGUUGAAAAAAACACCGUGCACUUGAAGUGGCAGGAGCCCAAGGAGCCGAAUGGCCUUAUUGUGCUGUAUGAAGUGAAUUACGGCCGUCUGGGGGAAGCAGAGGAAGCGCAUUUCUGCGUGUCCAGAAAGCACUUUGCCAGCGAGCAGGGCUGCAAACUGCGCGGGCUGCAGCCUGGAAACUACAGCGUGCGGAUCCGAGCGACGUCGCUGGCUGGGAACGGCUCCUGGACAGAGCCCACCUACUUCUACGUAGCUGAUUACCUGAACGCUCAGCCUAAUAUUGCUGUUAUAAUUGUUCCGAUUAUUUUUGCCAUAAUCAUUGCUGGAAUUAUUGGAGCUGCUUACGUGCUCGUGAAAAAGAGACAAACUGAAGGACCAACGGGGCCACUCUACGCGUCCUCUAACCCCGAAUACCUCAGUGCCAGUGAUGUGUACGUUCCUGAUGAGUGGGAGGUCCCACGGGAGAAGAUCGCUCUGCUCCGUGAGCUGGGCCAGGGCUCGUUUGGAAUGGUGUACGAGGGCAUUGCCAAGGACAUCGUGAAGGGAGAGCUGGAGACCCGCGUGGCUGUGAAAACGGUGAACGAGUCGGCCAGCCUGCGGGAGCGCAUCGAGUUCCUCAACGAAGCCUCUGUGAUGAAAGGCUUCAGCUGCCAUCACGUGGUUCGCCUCCUCGGGGUGGUCUCCAAGGGCCAACCCACGCUGGUGGUCAUGGAGUUGAUGGCACACGGGGACUUGAAAAGCUACCUGCGCUCUCUGAGACCCGACGCUGAGAAUAACCCUGGUCGUCCACCUCCAACACUGAGAGAAAUGAUCCAGAUGGCUGCGGAGAUCGCCGACGGCAUGGCCUAUCUGAAUGCCAAAAAGUUUGUUCACAGAGAUCUGGCAGCUCGGAACUGCAUGGUUGCAGAGGACUUCACUGUAAAAAUUGGAGACUUCGGCAUGACCAGGGAUAUCUACGAGACGGAUUAUUACCGAAAGGGCGGCAAAGGGCUUCUGCCUGUGCGCUGGAUGGCGCCCGAAUCGCUGAAGGACGGCGUGUUCACAACGUACUCAGACGUGUGGUCAUUUGGUGUUGUCCUGUGGGAGAUCAGCAGCUUAGCAGAGCAGCCGUACCAGGGACUCUCCAACGAACAGGUGCUGAAGUUUGUGAUGGAUGGAGGAUACCUGGAUCAGCCGGACAACUGCCCAGAGAGGCUGCACAACCUGAUGCAGAUGUGCUGGCAGUACAACCCCAAGAUGCGCCCCACCUUCAUUGAGGUCAUUGAGAUGCUGAAGGAGGAUUUGCACCCCAGCUUCCAAGAGGUUUCCUUCUUCUACAGCGAGGAGAACAAACCUCUGGAAACAGAGGAGUAUGAGAUGGACUUCGAGAACAUGGAGAGCAUCCCCCUCGACCCCUCCUCGUACACACAGAGGGACAAAGCCCUGGGGAGGGACAACGGGCCCUCCAUGGCCCUCAAGGGGAACUACGAGGAGCACAUACCUUACACUCACAUGAACGGUGGCAAGAAGAACGGGCGGAUCCUCUCCAUGCCCAGGUCGAGUCCUUCCUAACGCCUCCCGUGGCCCAAGGGUUGUGUCUGCUUUUCUCCCCUCCACGAAUCUCAGGACUCUUUGUUAUUGCUGCCGCAGUGUAUGACACACAUCUACAGACUCUUCAGAUUUUUAAUCAUCUUAUGAUUAAUACUUUUUUUUUUUUCCCUUUUUUUGCCAAGUUGACUGGUUGUCAGUGGACUUAUCUGUGAACAUAAAUGGAAGAGGUUUCCAUGGCUGCUCUCCUUUCUGUAACCAUGGUUUCAAAACAGGAAGCGACCGUGUCAGUUCAGCUGAAGGAGGAGCAUCUGCGUUUGCCAACAACAGCCGUGAAAUUCGCCGCUCUCUGAGCUGCGGUGUAACGGUGUGGAACAAACCUCAGCGGGGCAGCAACGUCCCCAGGAGAAUUCCAGGCUUCAGGCAUCCUCGUCACUACAGCCGAAGGUUCGACACCGCGGUCGGACGCGCCAGAUCCUCAGAUUGACCAAGAGCUGCUGCUUUCGUACUUUUUCCAUGGGUUAAAGCCCAGGGGUGCGUGCGUGUGCGUGCGUGUGUGCAGUAUACAUAUGUGGGGUGUAUAUGUAUAGCAAAAUAUACACUUCUGGUUUUUGUACAUAAGUUUUGUAUGUUCUCACGGAAGCUUUCCUCUUCUCGGAAGCGUGUACUUCUCUUUCUCCCGUUUCCCUGGAGUGACCGAAUCCUACACAGAUUAUUUUUAUACUGAGGACUCUUGGGAGUAGGUUUUCUCUCAUUAAUAAAUGAGGAAAAUAUGCUGAGAGCCAAAGGAGCAGAAAUCUGAGAUUUAUGGGUCCUUUCAAGACCAAACGAAGGAGGAGUCCCCAGACCUGAGAAACCGUUUUCUGUCCUUACAGCAUCGAGUAUAUAUAUUGUUUGUUGUAACAUAUUUAAAAUGUCUUUAGUUUAAAUUUUAACUUCAUAUAAAUUAUUGACUGUUUAUGGUCCUUUCGAGGAGGGGAGAGUUCGGGGGACUGUUUGGUCUUAAAGUGGUCCAAAGAUUUCAGAAGGAACUAAUUUUAGCCGGUUACCCUUUUAGGAGCUCUGAAGUACAUGUUAGGUUUAUACUUGACAAGGCUUUGUAAAACACUUUCAAGAUUUAUACAGUGCAGCGCAUCGGCCCAGCACUGCGGAGCGGUGGUGGCUCUGGUUGGGCUGUGGGGCGCCGCCGUGCGCUGCUGCUGCUGCUGCUGCUGCUUCACCUCGCUGCCCUCGUGCCUCCCGGGGCGCCGUGCCACAGCCGGGGGGCUGCAGGAGACGCGGAUGGGGCGAGUGGGGCCCUGCGUGGAGCGGGGCCUGGAUGGGACUCAGCCCCCCCCCCCCCCCCCCCGGCCGUGCGUUGGUGGGGAACGUCGACUUUGGUCCGUAUGGACCGAGCUUUGUUCUGCUGCUGUUUGCAUGAAGGCUGAUAAGCACAAAGCGUCGGAAAAUAACCGCGAAACGAAACGCGUCUCACUCUGAUGAGGGAGCAGGGAGAUGCUGAGAGCAAAAUGCAAAGGUUACCAGCAGGGAGCCCAGAGCCCCGCUGUGCCAGCAGGACGCCGUGGGGUCGGGGCACUGCGAGCAGCCGCGUGUGGGGCAGCCUCUGCUUUCCAAAGGCCUCGUUUACAUUUCUUGUGCUUUACCACGUAGUCACUGUUACCCAGCAGCUCUGUGCUACACUGCAGGAAAGAAGACAUAUUCUCACACUUUUCUAAGGAAGAGAAGUUUUUCUUACUAGAAUUUUUUUAUUUAUUUUAAUAUAUAGAACACUGUUAAAAAAAGAAAAAAAAAAAAGAAAAAAAAAAAAAAAGCUAAAUCAAUUUGCUGAAGAAAACACGCAGAAUCUGUAAAUUUGUAUCCGUGAAAUUGGGGCAGGUGGGUGCGGUGGGGUCGUUUUGUCCUGUUGUGGUGCAGUCUACCUCAGUGUUUCUUAAGGCUAUUUUUAAUACUGCGCACCUCAAAACCUGUUCUGAUGUUGUGGGCUGGACCUGUUGAGGGUCGGCGAAAGCAGUAUCAGCUGAUCCCAAAUCUGGGGCCGGAAGGGAGCGGAUGGAGCAGCUCCAUCACUGCUGAUCGCUGCUGUUAGUCGUAGUGACCAAAGGAAACUGCUUCCAGCUCCGAAUGCGCAGCAGCAAAUUUGGAUCUGAUACUCUGAUAUCAUCUUAGUUCUGUUGUGAUUGGAAAAGAAAACAAACACUAAAACAGACCCAUUGAAAUGGACGUUGUGAACAGAGGGGCAGGCGGCAGCCGCCUGCAGUGAGCCCUCCCUGUUGUUCUGACAUCUUAAACCGCAGUGGCUGUAACUGCAGGAAUAGAGCACUGUUUGCACCGGGCCUGUGCUGCCUCUGGCUCCGCAGCUCGGCUGAUGCCCGUUGGCUCUGUGGGCACACGCAGCGCUGCAGUGCUGUGCGUUGGACCUUGCAGUCGUCCUCACUGAGAGCAGCAGUGGUUGGACCCAGCGCUGUGCACGGCAGCCCCACUGCUGUCCUUCCUGCGUUGCUCCUGGCCAGGAGCGGUGUGGGGCAGCCAAGGGAGGACAUCCUCAGCCGCAGCGCUCCGCCCUGAUGGAAACAAACAGCCCCAACUGCCACUCGUUGGCUGUAAAAGAUGAUGCUCAGCUGCGGGAUUAGGAAGAGCAAAGGAACGUCAUCAUAGAGCCCAGCUCGGAGUUCGGGAAAACCCUCUGCAACCAGCUGCCACGUGAGGCCCUCCCUGCAGGGCAGCUCAGCAUGGUGCAGGGUGCUCCGCUGCCGUCCCAGCACAGAGCUGCAUGCACUGGGGAGCAGCCGCAGCCCUGUGGGAGCUGCAAGAGGUGCCCCGAGCAGCCGCAGCAUCGCGGCUUUGAAAGCCCACAGAGCAGGAAGCCACGGCACUGCUUUGCUGUGUGCUGUCAGCAGGUGUUGUUGUGGGGGCUGGAGAGGUCCCAGAAACAUUGGUUCCAUUCACUGCCCGUCUCCCAGACGCCUCUUGCAAACCCGGUUCUUCUCUUGCCGUACAGUGCAGCAUUGCAAAGCUUGUCUGCGAGGCUAAAAGCCCAGCGUGGCUGCUUGUAAAUACUGAUUGUGUUGUAAAAUAGAAGAGCUCAUUGUGUGAUAUUGCAAACUGUGUGCCAGCUCUGGGUGGGGAAAUGUGGUAGGAAAUAGACCAAGCUGCGAGGAGGGCAUGCUGUGCGGUGUGCAUAGGGAAGAGGCUGCUCGAUGGUUGCUGUAGGGUACUCAAAAUUGGUGGGUAGUAGAUCUCUUUCCUCCUAAAUUUGUAUUAUAGUAAUGGGGCACUUUGCUUAAUUUUACUUUUGUUGUGUUUAAUGUUGGUAUCUCUUUGGAAAACGUUGCUUACUGUGUUACUGACUGAAGGGUGAUGAAGGAGAAUGGCAAAGAGGAGCAGGAAGGGGCUGUGGCAGUUAUCUCCAAGCCCCCAUGGUAGGGGUGGCAGAGAGCCCAUGGGUUCCCUGAACAUGGCUGCGAUGCGGAUCCGGACCCUGAGGUCCUCCAGGGCUGUCAGUGCCAGCAGUGACACCCAGCAGUGAGCCUGGCCUCUCGCAGAGAGGAGGAUGCAUUGUGCCCCAGCACCGCGCUGUGCGCCGGGGGAAGGGGCUCUCGGAUGGGUUGGAAGCGACUUCAGAAGUGUGUGAAAUUCAAAGCAGGAUUCGUUCAGCAUCCGUAUGAACUGAAUUAAUUUGGCCUUUUUAUCAGCUUCUGCUUGCUCUGUGGUGGCUCCGCUCAGACGGACGUGUGGAGGAAUGGGACUUUUCAAUGCAAUUUGGGAGCUGCCGGUUUUACCAGAUCUGCUGUCGUUCAGUGUGCAUUUCUUUUUACAGUUAAAUUGCUUGUCCUUCUCAAAAGUAAGCACUUACUCUCGCAGGUUCAGCAAAAUAACUGCAGCACAAUGCAAGCGAUAGGGGGACGGGUCGAGAAAUGACUUUUAAAAUCUUGUAUAAUAAAGUUAGUAUCAACUCCUA
Messenger RNA from Tympanuchus pallidicinctus (lesser prairie-chicken), 8043 nucleotides. RefSeq names its product insulin receptor (gene INSR). Gene Ontology annotation, molecular function: insulin receptor activity; insulin receptor substrate binding; ATP binding. The record is from RefSeq and is a predicted model, not a curated record. NCBI's taxonomy places the organism in Eukaryota, Metazoa, Chordata, Aves, Galliformes, Phasianidae. The coding region runs from base 48 to 4109 and encodes 1353 amino acids. Gene Ontology annotation, biological process: positive regulation of kinase activity; positive regulation of phosphatidylinositol 3-kinase/protein kinase B signal transduction; cell surface receptor protein tyrosine kinase signaling pathway. Gene Ontology annotation, cellular component: insulin receptor complex; axon; membrane. The transcript is spliced from 21 exons.